GAUACAAAAGAUCCAGCAGAUCAAACACAUCAGACAGAGGCGAGAACAGCUCAGCCGCCACCUCCUCCAUCCUCAUCCGCACCGCUACAGCCGGCCCUGCUCAACACCCACCAACAUGACCAUGACUGAUGUGCUGUCAGCUGCGGACAUUGCGGCAGCGUUAAAUGCUUGUCAAGAUGUCGGCUCCUUCAACUACAAGUCUUUCUUCGCCACGGUUGGGCUGUCCAGGAAGUCACCAGCAGAUGUCCAAAGAGUCUUUGAUAUCAUUGAUCAGGACAGAAGCGGCUUCAUCGAAGAAGAGGAGCUGCAGUUGUUCCUACAAAAUUUCUCUAAGAACGCAAGAGUGCUGACAGUUGCCGAGACCAGAGCUUUCCUCAAAGCCGGUGACUUGGACAACGACGGAAAACUCGGGGCAGAAGAAUUCACUGCCUUAGUGCACACUUAAAUCAUCAAGAUGAGUGGAAAGUGCAGCUGGACCUGGCAGUUGUGCCCGGGCCUCACAAACCCGUUUAACUGAACUGCAGGUUCUGAAGAUUGCUCAUUAUUGCCUCCUCUUCCCUUUUCUGCCAUUUUACAUUUCCACACAACCUGUUCUCUCUGCAUGUGGAUGGUUAUGAAGAUGGCACUUAAGGUGGCAGACAAGGAUUAAAUAAAGAUGCUGCAAAAAUAUGUGAA
This is a messenger RNA of Polypterus senegalus (gray bichir), 675 nucleotides long. RefSeq names its product parvalbumin, thymic-like. NCBI's taxonomy places the organism in Eukaryota, Metazoa, Chordata, Cladistia, Polypteriformes, Polypteridae. Gene Ontology annotation, molecular function: calcium ion binding. The coding region runs from base 116 to 445 and encodes 109 amino acids. The record is from RefSeq and is a predicted model, not a curated record. The transcript is spliced from 5 exons. Gene Ontology annotation, cellular component: cytoplasm; nucleus.